This is a messenger RNA of Tetrahymena thermophila SB210, 2046 nucleotides long. RefSeq names its product kinase domain protein. NCBI's taxonomy places the organism in Eukaryota, Ciliophora, Oligohymenophorea, Hymenostomatida, Tetrahymenidae. Gene Ontology annotation, cellular component: nucleus. The record is from RefSeq and is a predicted model, not a curated record. Gene Ontology annotation, molecular function: ATP binding; protein serine/threonine kinase activity; protein binding. Gene Ontology annotation, biological process: mitotic DNA damage checkpoint signaling; protein phosphorylation. The transcript is spliced from 16 exons.
AUGUAUUAAUCUCUUGGCUUUGACGAUUAAGCUAAAGUAAAUAUAGCUUAUUUUUUAUUAUAAGCAUAAUGUGACCUAGCUUUUGCAUCUGCACUAAAGAACCACGAAUCUAGAAUUUCUUUUUCAAAAUUCAAAGGAACUCAAUCUUACUGUGCACCAGAAGUAGAUUAAGGAAUAUUCAAAAAAUCUUCAGAUAUAUUUUCUGUUGGUUUAGUGCUAUUAGAACUAGAUAACAUUCAGACCUUCGAUUUCACAAAAACAACAAAUUAGGAAAAGCUUGAAAUUUAAUUUGGAAAGGUUUUCACAAGCUUUUAGAUAAAUAGACAAUCUUAAAUUUACAGGAUAGCCUAGCAAUGUUUAGAAUUUGAUCCUAAAAAUCGUAUACCUGCUGUCGAUUUACUCAUUCAGUUCAUUAUUUAGAAUUAAAACUACUUAGAUGUUGAGAUUUCUUCCAUAUUAAAUAGGAAAUAACUACAGAAAAAAGCAGAAUAACUCUCUUAAAUUUAGAAGAGCAUAGUAGAAAAAUCAAAAAAAGAAGAAAUUGAACUUCUUUAAAUUUCUUAAAUCUACAAGGAUUAAAAAUUUGAAAUGCUGAUUUAAGAAUUUAAAUAGUUGAAAGAAAAGCCUUUUGAAAUUUUUGAAUAUCAAAUUAUUCUCGAUUUACUCUCAAAAAAUACUUAAUAUGAUUCUAAUUUCGAAUUCAUUUCUGUUGGGGCUACUGGUUUAAUUCUUGGAGUUUACAACAAGUCAUAAAAAAGACACUCAGCUUUAAAAAUCUAGAGAGUUACAUCCAAGCAUGAAAUUAUUAGAGAAAUUGGAAUAAUCAGAGAUUGCUAAAUGCCUCUUGUAAUCAAGUUCUAUGGUUUCUAUUAUCUAGAUGUUAUCAAGAAAGAGGAUUUCGUAGUAUAUGAAAUUGAAAAAUGUUCUGGUAACCUAAAACAAUACUUUAACAGAUUGAAGAAAGAAAAGAUUUAGCUUAAUGAUGAAGAGAAAAUGCAAAUAGCUAUUCAAGUAAUCGAUGUUAUUAACUACUUACAUUACAAUCAUAUUGUACAUAGAGAUGUUAAACUUGAGAAUAUCCUUUAUAUUGACAGUCAAUCUUAAGUUCCAAUCAUAAAACUAACUGACUUUGAUUAAGCAAGAAAAAUGUAUUACAUAAAUAUUAGAAUUUAUGAUGAUAUUGUGAAAGUCUUCCAACCUGUUAAAGGAGCAUGUGGCACUCUUGGAUACAUAUCACCUGAGAUAUUUAACACCUUAUUAUAUACAUUCUAGAGUGAAAUUUUUUCACUAGGAGUUUGUUUAGCUGUUAUUGAUAAUUUUGAAACAUUGGAACCAUCUCUUAAAUAAAAAAAUCUUGAUUCCCUACAUGGCUUUAAAAUUCCAUUUGAACCAAGUUAUCUUGUUAAAAAUGAAUUAAUAAAAAGAAAUACAAAAAUCUAUGAUAUAAUUCUAAAAACCGUAGUAUUUAAUUAGGAAAAAAGAUAAAAUUUAAAUACAAUUAUUGUGGAUUUGCAUUAAAAUUAUGGAUAUUAAUUUUAUUCUAGAGAAAUUACUUCUUUUAAAAAUAUUACCUCUAAUUUUUUAUAUUGCAAGAUAGCCAAUUUUCAACUAUCAAACAAUAUAGGCCCAGAUGGAGCGAAAGCAGUAGUUUCCGAAAUAGCUAAAUGUCCUACUCUCUCCACUUUAAGCCUUUGGCUAUAUGAUAACAAUAUAGGCCCAGAUGGGGCGAAAGCAGUAGCUUCCGAAAUAGCUAAAUGUCCUACUCUCUCCACUUUAACCCUUGGUCUUCAUAAUAACAUUAUAGGCCCAGAUGGGGCGAAAGCAGUAGCUUCCGAAAUAGCUAAAUGUCCUACUCUCUCCACUUUAAGUCUUGGUCUUGAUGAUAACAAUAUAGGCCCAGAUGGGGCGAAAGCAGUAGCUUCCGAAAUAGCUAAAUGUCCUACUCUCUCCACAUUAAAUCUUAAUUUAAGUAAUAAUAAGAUAAAUGGAAAUGAAUUGUUGGAAAGUAAGUUUAGAAAAAAUAUGAAAGUUAAUAUAAAAUAUUGA